Diaporthe citri is the source of this 1257-nucleotide messenger RNA. RefSeq lists its product as uncharacterized. NCBI's taxonomy places the organism in Eukaryota, Fungi, Ascomycota, Sordariomycetes, Diaporthales, Diaporthaceae. The record is from RefSeq and is a predicted model, not a curated record. The transcript has a single exon. Bases 1 to 1257 code for a protein of 418 amino acids.
AUGGCUGCUGGCUACGGGCAGAGUAUGUGGGGUAAUGGUCAGAGAGUGGUGGAAGAGCUGGGGACUGGUGACGAUACUGAUACACAAGGAGUUGGUCUGGCUUCGGGGAGACGUUUUGCAAGCGAUCCGCUUCGUUUUACGGGAGUAGAUAUGGGCGAGAGCAUGGUGCGGUCGCGCAGGAGAGCCUACGAACAACCAGAUGAAGACGACGACACUUCUGACUCGGACCAAGACUCGGAACUUGACGCCGGGAGCGAAAAACAGCUUGCUCUACAAGAAAAAGAAAAUGCCUUGGUGGAAUCUGCAUUGCGACGAAUACGGCGAGCACAAGCAAAAGGCAAACAGGAGGUCAAACUGAACAAGAAGGAGCUGGCAGCUUUGGAACAACGGCGCAAGCGCAUGCAGGCCGAAUCUGGCGGGAGCAAGAAGAAGAAGGAGCAGCGGUACGCUGUGCCAUUGUCGCAGCUGGGGCCAAUAUCACAAAAGGAGAACCGAGCUCUUGUUGCGCCUGAUGACACAUUACCUCAUCAUCCUUCGCCGGGGACAUUUGAGAGAACACAGGAGGGGAGGCUUCAACCGCCGGUUGGCUGGUUCGCUCACCCGCCGUCGUCCCGUCCAGGAACCGCCGAUUCUCGUGAAUCUCGCAGAUCUUCUGGAAGGGCAUCCGACCGCGAACUCAGCUCUUCCCCUUUCCAGUAUUCUUACGUCCAGCCAUCAAGCUCGCCCUCGAACCCGAGACAUUCAUCCGAUCCCUCCUUACGGCAUCGCUCAUCCCGUGGUCCACUGCCUCACGAAGAAUCAUGGACGCCACAGUAUGGCACAUCCGCAUCCACAUCGUCAAUACCCUCGGCACAUGACCCUUUCAGAUACAUGACCUCAGGCCCGCAAGCUCCUUAUCAUGCUGGUAGUACAGCUGGUCCUCGUAAUUUCUCCGGCUCUUCACCAUACUUGGAUCCUCUGCGCGCAGGCAAUGCUGCUCGGCGCCAGUCCAAGCAGAUCAGUCCUGAUGACACCGAGAGUGAAGACAGCGAUGAUGAGGACGACACCAGCGAUGAAGUGGGCGCGGGCGUGCGCAUUGGGAGCUCAAACGUCGGGCCUUCGAGCGCUCGAGACCAGAUAAUUGUCGAGGAGGAGCGUGAACCUACACCGCCGCCUCGGCCUGUGACGCGAUCAAAAAAGGCCUCGUCAGCUACAUCGUCUCCUAAACGAAAACCCGUGGGCGGUGGCACUGGCCGCAAGAAAAAGGGCAGCAAAUGA